AACUCACACUUUGUUCGGUCAAGAGGAGCCAGGUUUGGCUUUUCUCAGCUUUCGUCUUCUAACACAACUCUGCUCCAAAAUGAAUUGUACCAUUCACUUCAGUGCAAUCGAGAUAUAUAAUGAAAAAGUGUAUGAUUUAUUGUCUUGUAACAAAGAAGAUCUUCCUUUAUAUGAUACUGCAAAUUCAGUGACACUGAAAGGACUGACAGAGAUUGAACUAUGUGAUGAAGAGCAUUUUUACUCAUUUGCAAUUUCAGUCAUUCAAAAGAGACACACAGCAUCAACAAAAUGCAAUAACAGUUCGUCGCGUGGACAUGCUCUGUUGCAAUUCAAGGUUGUGUCUCAACAUCAUAAGACGACUGGAAAACUAGUCAUUGCUGAUCUGGCAGGCAAUGAGAACAACACAAAGACAGGAAAUGCAGGGGCUAGAAUGAGGGAGAGCAAAAAGAUAAAUUCGUCGUUGUUUGCUUUCAGUCUUGUUCUAGCUGCCGUUAACAACAAACAGAAAUCAAUUCCAUACAGAAACAGCAAACUGACAAGACUAUUGAAGGAUUCUAUUGGCGGUUCUAGUCUCUCCACAAUCAUUGCUACCAUUGACCCAUCUGUCAGGUCAUAUCAGAGCACUCAUCAAACACUUGUGUUUUCAUCCAAGGCCAGCAAAGUGGUCAACAAUGUUGUCGUCCAUCCAGUAACUCCCCACAGACUGCCACCUCGUCAAGUCAUUGAAGAGCACGAACCCAUGCAUGAGACAGUUGAUCUAAAUCUUACGACUGGCAUCAAAAUGUCUGAAUUCAUGAACGAUACGGAUAUCAUGACUCCAUCACCUAAACGGGUAUCCUAUUGCAAGACACCGUCACACGACCUUCCACCAGGGUUUAGUCCAUUUGUGCGAACGAUCAUGGGCAGACUGGAGAGAAUCGAAGACAAAUUAGACGAACAAUGUUUAUCCAUGUCUCAGCUCAAUCAGACAACUGGAAAUGCUUUGAUGAACUUGCAGUCUACCUCACCAGCAGCAGAGCAAAUAAUAGACUUGACAACAACAGAACAAUCAUUGUCAACCAACACAGAGCAAGCAGCUGUGCAUACAUCAUUAGUACAAAGACCAUUCUAUUCUGUCCCCUUUCUUGCUGACAAAAAGCCCAAAUUUCGACCUCUCAAACGAUUUCGUCCUAUGGGAGAGCCUGUUGAUCAGAGAAGCACAACAUACUCUCAACCUUCUGUGACCAGGCUAGCCGAAGACAAGCUGCUAUGUUGGGAAUCGUUGCAGCUCAUCAACACGGGCACAUUGACACAACUGUGUGAAUUGCCGGGAAUAGGCAACAAACGAGCACAGAAUAUAAUCAUGUACAGACCAUUUGUAAGAGUCGAAGACCUGGCCAAUGUCCCCUGCUUCCCUACUUCUAUUAUUCAGCACCUGUUGUCAAGACCAUAGCAGAGCACAGACCAACAAUUUUUAAGUUUUAAUCAAUUGACACAAACUUAAAACACUAAAGUUUUCAGUACAUUUAGUUGUAGUAGACGUAUUAAUCUGUUUGAAUGGGAAAUGACACAGCAACAAACUAAUUGUGAUGUGUUA
Corticium candelabrum is the source of this 1576-nucleotide messenger RNA. Its product is annotated as kinesin-like protein KIF22. Bases 80 to 1432 code for a protein of 450 amino acids. Gene Ontology annotation, biological process: microtubule-based movement. Lineage: Eukaryota; Metazoa; Porifera; Homoscleromorpha; Homosclerophorida; Plakinidae. Gene Ontology annotation, molecular function: plus-end-directed microtubule motor activity; ATP binding; microtubule binding. The transcript is spliced from 9 exons. The record is from RefSeq and is a predicted model, not a curated record. Gene Ontology annotation, cellular component: microtubule; kinesin complex.